AUGAGGAGAGGAAACUACAGCGAUUGCCAAAUCGAGCAUCUAUGCAGGUUCGUUCAGGGAAAAUGUGCCAUCCUAUUCGGCAAGGCAGGAAACUGCAGCGAACGGGUGCAGGAGAGGAAGAAAAGGGCGUGGGAGGAGGCAGCCAUCACUAUGGCAGCCAUAGGUUGCCCCAACCGGUCGGGCAAGGACCUGAGGUUGUUGUGGAACGACCUCAGGUCAAAGGCCAAAAAAUAUAGAGACAGCCGCAAUAAGACGGGGGGAGGAGCAUUCGACUUCAAUGCAAGGCAUGAGAUGGUGCUGAGUGCCAUGACAAGACAAGUCAAGGAGGGGAUCUUGCCUCAGUCCAGCGAGACUGGAGCUUCAACACUGCCGUUGUCUCAAAAUGCAGGGGCCGUGGAGCUUCUGCAGAGCAUGGGGGAGGAGGCAGGAGCGGUGGAGGAGGAGGUGGAGGGGGAUGAGGUAGAGAUGGUUGAGGAGAGGGAGCCCAGAAGGGGGAAGAUGAAGACAAAAUUUGGUGGAAAAAAAACAGUGAAAAAGUCUAACGGGGUGUCGUACGAAGAGUAUCAAGAGCGUCUCCUGCAAGUUGAGCAGGAGAAGCUUGAAGUGAUGAAAAAAAAUCAUGAGUUGUUGAAAAGUAAUCAUGAUUUGAUGAAAAGUAUGCUGACAGUGAUGUCAGAAUACUUUUCAUCAAAUCAUGAUUGUGCAAAAUGAUUUUUUUUUUUUUCAUUUUUAGAAAAUUUACCGUUAUUUGAUUUGAUUCCAUUGACUUCAAACAUAUCAAGAUUCUCCUGCUCAAUAUUUGGUAAGACGCUUUUGUUAUUCUUCAAACUAUGUACAAUUUCACCUCCCCCUUUCCAUUCUCUCUCUCCUAAACCAUCUCCAUCUCUUUCUCUUCUUCCAAACAUUAUUGGUGCCUUUAUUGAUGCCUCAUGAUCAAUGUCUUCCCAAUUUCACUUUGUAAAUCGCUCAACUUUCAUCCGUGUAAUAUAUGUAGGGUAAGAAAAAUACUCCCCAAAGAAACUUGUAGCCAUGCUAUUCGAUCGCUUGUGCUUAGUAGGUUAGGUUACUCAAACUCCCUAUUUAUUAAUGUGAAUAAAACAAAUAUUGAGAGGUUGCAGGGCAUCCAACAUCAUACCGCCAUGAUUGUUUUGAAAGCAAGGAAGCAGGAUAGGGCAACUCAUUUAUUGGAGCAUUUACAUUGGUUGCAUAUUGAGAAGAGAAUUCGUACAAGGUUUCUUUGAUUGUUUAUAAGUGCAUACA
Strongylocentrotus purpuratus (purple sea urchin) is the source of this 1260-nucleotide messenger RNA. RefSeq lists its product as uncharacterized. NCBI's taxonomy places the organism in Eukaryota, Metazoa, Echinodermata, Echinoidea, Camarodonta, Strongylocentrotidae. The coding region runs from base 1 to 711 and encodes 236 amino acids. The record is from RefSeq and is a predicted model, not a curated record. The transcript has 4 exons.